AGGCCUUGGAGGCUUGGACGGUAGAUUGAUCGAAUCAUCGAAUGCGGUUUCACUGGGUACACGCCUACACGGCCGCGGGUCCUGCCUUCCCUGGGGGCCUGGGCGCCCAGCCGGAGGAUCCAUGGCGCUGCGGCGGCUCGCCCGCCGCGCCCUCCACCGCUGGUUACCCGUCCACCUACCUCCGCAGCCGCUCGUACCCUUCUCAUGCGGCAUCCGAGGCCACAUCUUCCUCCGCUUCUCCACCUCCUCCUCUGACCAGCCGCACUUCAUGGUCGACUACCUCGUCUCCACCUGCGGCCUCCCGCCGGACAAGGCCGCCAAGGCGGCGCCGCGGUUCGCGCACCUCAGCUCCCCGUCCCGUCCCGACGCCGUGCUCGCCUUCCUCCGCUCGCGGGGGCUCACCCGCGCGCAGGCCCGCGCCGUCGUGUCCUGGAACCCGGCGGUGCUCCUCAGCGACGUGGACGCCACCAUCGCGCCAAAGUUCCGCGCCGUGCGGUCGCUGGGCCUCACCCGAGCCGAGGCCGUGCGCCUCUUCUCGCUCUACCCGCCCGCGCUCGCCAUGGGCGUCCACACCAACCUCCUCCCGCGCCUCCUGCUCUGGCUCGACCUCCUCGGGUCCGCCAGGUUACUGAUGAAAUGGCUCGCCAAGACGUGGCUGCUCAGGAACAGCGUCGACGCGCUCCUGCAGAACCUCGGCGCGCUCCGGAGCCACGGCGUCCCCGAGGCGCGCCUCGCCGCCACGGUGCGUCUCAAGCCGUCGCUCAUCCUGCAGUCGCCCGCCAAGCUCCGGGCGCUGACCGCGCGUGUCGACGCGUGCGGGGUGCCGCGCGGCUCCCGGAUGUACGCGUGGGCGCUCCUUACGCUGCACAACGUCAGCGACACCGCGUUCCGGGCCAAGAGGGCCGCCGUGAUGCGCGGGACCGGGUGCACGGAGCAGGAGUUCCUCGCCAUGUUCCGGCGCGCGCCGUGCUUCCUGUUCAUGUCCGCGGAGCUGCUGCGCCGCAAGGUGGAGUUCCUGGUGGACACCGUCGGGUGCGGCGCGGACCACAUCGUCAGGGACCCCGUGCUGCUGACGCUCAGCGUCAGCAAGCGGAUGGUGCCGCGGUGCCGCGCCAUCGAGGCCCUGAAGGCCAGAGGCGUGGACAUCGGCAGGGAGCGGCUGGUGAACAUCGUGAGAGCGUCGGAGGCCAGGUUUGUGGAGAGGUACAUACUGAGGUAUAGCGAUCAGGCGCCAGAACUCCUCGAGAUGUAUCCUCCUGAUCACCGCAAGGGCAGCUCGCGUGGUGAUUGCUCCACCAUUGCCAGCAGCUGCAGCUCGCAGGGUGAUUGAUUUAACAUUUUUGUUCUGAUGAUUCCUGUGUGAUGUGUGUUGAGGUUCAGACUUAUAGAUUGACAUGGACAUUA
Messenger RNA from Panicum hallii, 1404 nucleotides. RefSeq lists its product as uncharacterized. Gene Ontology annotation, biological process: regulation of DNA-templated transcription; chloroplast organization. The transcript has a single exon. Gene Ontology annotation, molecular function: double-stranded DNA binding. The coding region runs from base 122 to 1330 and encodes 402 amino acids. NCBI's taxonomy places the organism in Eukaryota, Viridiplantae, Streptophyta, Magnoliopsida, Poales, Poaceae. The record is from RefSeq and is a predicted model, not a curated record. Gene Ontology annotation, cellular component: chloroplast.